This is a messenger RNA of Trachemys scripta elegans, 4489 nucleotides long. It is a transcript of the gene EPS8L2, whose product is annotated as EPS8 like 2. The record is from RefSeq and is a predicted model, not a curated record. Gene Ontology annotation, biological process: Rho protein signal transduction; positive regulation of ruffle assembly; regulation of Rho protein signal transduction. Gene Ontology annotation, cellular component: vesicle; ruffle membrane; plasma membrane. Lineage: Eukaryota; Metazoa; Chordata; Testudines; Emydidae. Gene Ontology annotation, molecular function: actin binding.
CACUGCCCAGACGCCACCUGCUCUCAGUGAAGCUCGGGAGACUAAAGUGGAAGACAGGGGCAGAGUGAAUAUAAAAAGGAGCCACCCUGGAAAAUUAGGUGGGUUCCCCCUUCCCUCCUUCUCUGUUAAACUAUUCAGCUAAAAGCCUCUGGGACACUGGGGCUGCAUCCACAUCAGCCAAAGCACUUUGCUGAGGGAAAAGCAGAGGGGCUCCUGGUGUGCUGAGAAUGGCAGCAGGACUUCCCUAACAGGGCACAGCUAACUGGGAGAGGAAAUAAAGACCAGGAAACAGCAGAGGCUUCUCAGCACUGUUUAAUGUCUUGACAGCAACAUGAGUCUCAAAGGAUCUACCAGCAGCCAGCCUGGCUCUGCAAACAGCAGCUUGGGCAAAGCAGAUGGUGCUUCGAGAAUGAGUGCAAAAGAUUUAUACGAACAAAGGAAGAAAUACUCCAACUCCAAUGUAAUUAUGCACGAGACAUCGCAGUACCAUGUACAGAAUUUGAACGACGCAGCUCCAGCUCCCAGGAGCAUGAAGAGUCCCGAGCGAUCUUAGCACAGAAGAUUGAAAAAGAAACGCAAACCCUGAACUGCACCCUGGAUGACAUUGAGGUGUUUGUCGCCCGGCUUCAGAAAGCGGCAGAGGCAUUCAAACAGCUGAACCAACGGAAGAAAGGGAAGAAGAGCAAGAAGAAAGCGCCAGCAGAGGGGGUACUGACUCUUAGAGCAAGGCCUCCAACGGAGGCUGAGUUCAUCGACUGCUUCCAGAAAACCAAGCUGGCUCUCAACCUCCUGGCCAAAUUGAGAAAGCAUAUCCAGAACCCAAGUGCUUCAGAACUAGUGCAUUUCCUGUUUGGGCCACUGGAACUGAUCAUCCAUAGCUGUGGAGGCCCUGAACUCGCAAGGUCUGUCGUCAGCCCGCUUCUCUCUAAAGACACCACAGAUUUCCUGAGAGGACACCUGACACCGAAAGAGAUGACGCUCUGGGAGUCCAUUGGAGAGACAUGGACCAGAUCCAGAGCGGAAUGGCCUAGAGAGUCUGCUGUCCCAACCUACAUCCCAAAGUUCCGCAAUGGAUGGGAGCCACCCCUGGAAAUCUUCCGCGGAGCCCCAUGGGAAAUAGACAUUGGACAUUUACAAGAAGAGCUGUCAUCAGCCAAUGGAUAUCCCUAUCGUAACUCAUCGAUAAAACGUGGACAGACACCUGAUCAAACACAAGCAGUUACUCAACAUGUAAAUAGGAAUUUCGAGGCACAGGGGCUGGCCCAGCCGAAGAAAUAUGCCAAAAUCCGCUAUGAUUUCACUGCUCGAAAUGCCAAUGAACUCUCAGUGCUGAAGGAUGAAGUCCUGGAGGUGUUGGAAGAUAAUAAGCAGUGGUGGAAACUGCUAAACCGGAGCGGGCAGGCUGGUUAUGUCCCCUAUAACAUCCUGGAUGUGGUGAAACUGGAAGAUUAUGAACAGCUCUAUAGUCAGAAGUACAAAGGAGACUUGAGUCCGAGAGGAAUUGGUCCUGCCAGCCCUACUCACAGGAUUCCUGGUAGCUACGCUGGUGAUAAAUGGGGAAGUGAAAUGUUAGCCGGCAACUCUCCUCACAAUGCCAAAGAACAACUUAUCCAUCAUAUGGAUGAGGUGAAUGAUGAGCUGCUGAAGAAGAUCACAACUAGUAAAGUUCAGCCCCCCCACAGAAACUUUAAGGUGGAGAAGCCUCAGCAAGUUGCCGUGCCCCUGACGUUUGAGUCAAGCGCUGAAGAGGUCAAAGCGUGGCUGGAAGCAAAUUCCUUCAGCAAAGGGACCGUGGAGCAUCUUGGCAUACUUACGGGGGCCCAGCUUUUCUCUCUGAAUAAGGAGGAAUUGAAGAAAGUGUGUCACGAAGGAGCCAGGGUAUACAGUAAAAUUACAGUGCAAAAAUCUCUCCUGGAGAAAUGCGGAGGGGAUUCAGAGCUUCAAGAAAUUAUGAGACGUCGCCAAGAGAGGAGUGAUUCUGCUCUUUAAAGUUCUUUCUGCUUUUUUCAACUAUUAGUCAUAGUAGUGCAGAAAAAGGGAAUAACAAGCACCGAUCCCCGAUCAAAAUGAAAGAGACUACAGAGACCAUCACCUACCAGUAUAAUUGCCAGGAAACUGACAAUUCCUGGAACACUGUUGAUAAGGAGGAUACUCAUUCACCAAUAUGCUAUCAUGCUGGGAGAGAAGUUUUAGUAUUGCAUGAAAUAUUAUUUUUAUAUCUAUAUAUUUUAUACAGAAAUUUUAUGUGUAUGCAGUCCAGAGCAUGAGCAGGAUCUGAAUUCAUGGGAUUCUAAAUGUAGGAGGCAAGGCUGGAUUCAAGUUAAAAAAACCAAAAACAAAACACACACACACACACACACACAGAACCUCAUAAUAUACUGCUAUAUGGCUCUCCAUUGAUUUGAUAAAGCUCUAAAAAGAAGGCUAGAAAUAAUUCUCCCAACAAAGGACUGCUUGAAUGCUUAGAGUUUCUGUACCAUAAAGACUAGAGCUUUUUUCCCCCUUGUUUCCUUCUUGUCUGUGGCAGAAACACUAAGCAACAGUAUCCUGCGUUUCCCUGUUCAUGAAGGCCCAGCAGCAGUUAAGUUUCCUCCCUCUCUUCUACCCCUGCACUCCUCUCAAGCCUUAAAGAUUUUAAAACAAGGGCUGGGCCUGUCUGUACCUGAAAAUGAAAUUACAACAGUGUGUAACAGAUUUUAGGGUUGGAUCACCCUGUUUAAAUAUAUAUACAAUGCUACUGCUUUCUUUGAGGGGCAGGGAGUGUUUUAAUUAAACACUAAAGAGCAGUGAGUAAUACCCUGAAAUUAUUUGAAUUUGCCAGUUGGAAAGCAGUGUCCAACUACAUUCACCCACACAAUGGCUACCAGUGGAUGGGGCCUAAUGCGACUAUGCAGCAGUUUGACUUGGCAUUGAUCCCGACUGGCAAACCACAGUAUUGUCAAACCCAAGACUUCAACAAUCAGAAGAUAAACCCAUAAAACUUACUCCCAAUCUGAAACACACAAACACACACACAACCAUUCCCUAUGCAUGCAGCCCUGCGCCCUUCUUUAAUAAUAUAACAAUCUGACACAAGUAGUGAACAUCUAGGAAAUUAAAUGGAAGUUGGGAUGGCAAUUUCAUACACAAUUAAAAAAAUCUUUGGAAAAAAAAGUCUGAAAAAUUACUUAAUGUAGCAAAUACAUUUAUUAGUACUUUACUUCCUGUUUUUCCUAAUGCUGUUAAAUAUCUAGAUUGCACUGACAGGUUUCGAGAUUAUAUAUAUAUAAAUGACGAAGACAAGGUCCCUGCCCAAAGUAACAUAAUCAAGUAAUUGUGAAGUGAUAAUUUCAUAACACAUUUUUAAAAUCAGAACAAGUAUAAAAUAUAUUUCCUGGAUUUUAGCAUGCACAGUGAAAUUGGCACGUUUCCAGUCAACAGAACACAUACACCUUUUCUUGACUUUUUCACCAGCCUUACAGAGUGGGAAGGACAAAUAAAUUUACAGGUACUGCUCAUUGUCUGAGAUGGUAGUAAUAAAACUGGAGUAACUUCGAUCUGUUCUCUCCUUUAUCCACGUUAACUUUGGUUAAUGUUAAUGGAAAUUCUCGCCCUGAUUUUGCAAAGACUUACACUAGUGUUUACUUUACACUGAGUUUACACACAUUGACUUCAGUGAGAAUACACAUGCAAAAGCCUUUGCAGGAAGGGGGCCCAUGCUUGUAUAUUUAAUCAAAUACAGAAUGAUUCUUCAUACUAAACUGUAUGUACCUGUAAAUGGAAGAGUAGGUGCGGGAGUUGGUUUCUAUAUUAAAGAAUACCGAUGCAUUAUUUGUUUUUUUGUAAAAUGUUUCUAAAUGGAUGAUUUUUUUUUUUAAAUAAAGCCUUAGACAAGGCCAUCAUUAGCACCAGUGGGGCUAAAAUGAUGACAGAGCAACAGUUAGAGAAAAUCAUCAGUGCAGAGAAGGCACUAAAUUGUGAGGAUAAUAUUCUUUCCCACAUCAGCAGUUACUUACCAAGGUAGCUGGAAUUUGAAAAGGGCACUGGUUUGGCUCAGGGAGGAAUGAAGGAGAUCAUUCUUCUGGAGAACCAUCAGUUUUUGACUGGGGUAGAGGGAAAGCAAGCAUUAAUACUGGAAAAUGGUAACAGCGGUAUAAGGAUGGCGGGUUAAAUGAAUUCUAAAAAAACAAAAAUAAACCAAAAGGUGAGCUAAGAAGCAUAACACACCAUUUUUGUCUUUAUGUAUAAAGGAAACAAAAUCACCCACAAUUACAACUAUUUGGAUUUAUAUUAGCAGUCUAUUCAACAGUUCUGUAAAGAAUUGUUGCCAAAGCUGACAGCAUCUAUUAAAAUGCUAAAUCACAUCAUAGGUUUAGUAUCCAUAUGAAUGAGCUAUGCAUCUGAUAUAUUUGUACUAUCUGCAGAUAAAAAUAUAAUGUACAUGAAUGUAAUUGAACUAAGGAUAAAAUGAUAUAACCAUGCACUGUUUAAGAUUAAUUAAAAUAGUUAA